Messenger RNA from Tilletiaria anomala UBC 951, 1649 nucleotides. RefSeq names its product molybdenum cofactor biosynthesis prote. The record is from RefSeq and is a predicted model, not a curated record. NCBI's taxonomy places the organism in Eukaryota, Fungi, Basidiomycota, Exobasidiomycetes, Georgefischeriales, Tilletiariaceae. The transcript is spliced from 5 exons. Bases 45 to 1532 code for a protein of 495 amino acids. Gene Ontology annotation, biological process: Mo-molybdopterin cofactor biosynthetic process. Gene Ontology annotation, molecular function: metal ion binding; 4 iron, 4 sulfur cluster binding; GTP 3',8'-cyclase activity.
GAGCGGAACAGGGCUUGAAGCCCUUGUCAAGGUACGAAGGGACAAUGUCAUAUGGUAUGAAGUUCAACACCGCAGCAACCAGUCGCAUUCUCAUCAACGCACAGUUUAUCAAUCCCAUGCCACUGCAUGUAUUCAACGUGCCUGUCAUCCUAGUCGACCCUCAAUCCACUCAAUCUGCCAGACAGUGUGGCAUGAUGGCUUGCACAAACAGGGCUGCUGCAACCCUGGCUUGUCGCACCGGGAACAACAGUGGCUUUGGCGUUGGUGCCUAUGUCGCCAGUCGCUCCGCCAAAUACGGCAGACUCGCAGAAUCCAACAGUUAUCAAUGCGGGCCACCAGGACGCUGGCUCGCCACAGACACAAGAACGGCCAUUGCUGCGAGGGAUGCAACGCUGACUUCUCAGCUCCCGGCAGGGAAAUCAGCUCGAGACGCGUCGCGAGAAAGAAUCUCAGCCAUCGACGCAAAACACACUUCCUCUCAGACCGCAUCGCUACUUCUGCGGGACCGGCACGCGCGGCAGCACACCUACCUGCGCAUCUCGCUAACCGAACGCUGCAAUCUGCGCUGCAUUUAUUGCAUGCCCGAAGAUGGCGCAACAUUGACACCGAGCCCGGAACUGCUGACUGCGCAAGAGGUGCAGAGACUUGCGACACUCUUUGUCAAAAAUGGCGUGGAGAAGAUCAGACUCACUGGCGGCGAACCGACUAUUAGGCGGGAUCUCGAGGAUAUCAUCGGAUCUUUGAAUGAGCUUCGAUCGAUGGGAUUGCGCUCAAUAGGAAUGACUUCGAACGGUCUGGCUCUCGCGCGAAGGCUACCACGCUUGGUCGACCAAGGGCUUUCGCAUCUGAACCUCUCUCUCGACACCUUUGACCCGUUCAAAUUCGAGCUGCUGACGCGCAGGCCCGGCGGCGGGCUCGACGCGGUGCUCAAAACGCUCGAUGUUGCACAGAAGCUGGUGAGCGCUGGCGCGGGUAUGCAGUGUAUCAAGAUCAACGUCGUCAUGCUUAAAGGUGUCAACGAUAGCAAGGAGGAGAUCAAAAGCUUCAUUGAUUACACGCGCGACCACAACGUUGUCGUUCGCUUCAUCGAGUAUAUGCCAUUCGACGGAAACAGAUGGCAGACGUCCAAGCUGGUGCCUUAUCAGGACUUACUAGCUGUCAUUCGCGAAAUGUACGGCGACUUUGAACGCUUAGAAGACGAGGCAAACGAUACCAGCAAAGGGUGGCGCGUACCUGGUUACAAGGGAAGGGUCGGGUUCAUUACUAGCAUGACGGACCACUUUUGCAACUCGUGCAAUCGACUGCGCAUCACCGCUGAUGGGAACAUGAAAGUCUGUCUCUUUGGGAAUGCUGAAGUAUCUCUACGCGACAUCAUGCGCGGGACCGGGCCCAAUGGACAAGCGACGGAUGAAGAAUUGCUCAAGGUCAUCGGGGCGGCAGUAGGGAGGAAGCACGCAAAGCACGCCGGUAUGUCAGGGCCUGCUGAGCUUGCGCAACAGAAGAAUCGACCAAUGAUACAUAUCGGCGGGUGACUAGCUUUCGCUGAGGGGCGCGGCGGUCAACGUUCCAGGGCUUCCAGAAUCAACAGCUUUCCGAGUCACCGGACAAACCUUGCUCUCGCCGUCCGGGCCAGAUCUGCGUCACCACGA